Messenger RNA from Nanorana parkeri, 294 nucleotides. Its product is annotated as protein S100-A16-like. The record is from RefSeq and is a predicted model, not a curated record. NCBI's taxonomy places the organism in Eukaryota, Metazoa, Chordata, Amphibia, Anura, Dicroglossidae. The transcript is spliced from 2 exons. Gene Ontology annotation, cellular component: perinuclear region of cytoplasm. The coding region runs from base 1 to 294 and encodes 97 amino acids. Gene Ontology annotation, molecular function: calcium ion binding; transition metal ion binding.
AUGGCAACAACUUCCACUAAUUUGGAGUCCGCCAUUGAAACAGUGGUGCGUAAUUUCUACACGUAUGCGCACAAGAAGGGGAAAGAGUACAAGAUGAACAAGGCUGAUUUCCAUAAGAUGGUGGAACAGGAGUUGCAGCAUGUGCUGACAAAUACAGAAAACAAGGAAGCGCUAAAAAAACUGAGCAAGAAGUUUGACGCGGACAACGAUGGCAAGAUCAGCUUUGACGAGUAUUGGAAAUUGAUUGGGGAGAUCGGCAGGAACCUGGGCCAUCAGAUGGCCAUGCAGGGCUAG